Molecule: messenger RNA, 1142 nt
Organism: Ictalurus punctatus (channel catfish)
Lineage: Eukaryota; Metazoa; Chordata; Actinopteri; Siluriformes; Ictaluridae
Gene: lemd1
Product: LEM domain containing 1
Exons: 8
Coding region: 37-882 (281 amino acids)
Source: RefSeq, a predicted model, not a curated record
AGCACGCGAGCGUUGUAUGAGAGGAAGCUGCACAGGAUGAUGACCCAGUGCUCACAGCACAGUGUCAACAAUAAAGAUGAUGGGAAAUACUCUGAUAGUGAGGAGGAGGAAGAAGAAGAAGAAGAAGAGGAGUCCGGAUCAGAACAGCCUGGCCCAGAGAGUGUGUCCCAUACUGAUCUCGGUGCGACGCGUAGUGCGGUGGGGCUGAACUGUCGGAGCAAAGAAACCUUUUAUCCCCUGUGCUUUGUCCCCCCUGUGAGACAGGACAAGAAUCUAGAGGAGUCAUUGGACAGCCUCCAGAGCAGCUCCCUGUCCUUCAGCAUCACACAGCUCGUGGAGGAGAUUGAAAACAGGCUGAAUCCACAAUCAAAGUCAGCAGAGACUAAGGGAAGCUGUAGCCAGACACCAGUGGCAAGCAGGGCACAAUUGCAGCUCAAAGGAAGCACACCGAACAUGUCCUUCUAUCUGACCCCUGAGUGUUCACCUCUUCAGAAACAAACUACCACAAUAAAACCAGCUAUUGAAGCCAUGACUGAUGUUCUGAUGGAGAUGUUCCCAGACACUGUAGUUACUCCAACUGGGAUCACUGCCACCAAGAGACGAUCUAUAAAGGGGGCAGCAGGUCGUCCUGUACAGUUCAAAUACCCAGAAACCCCACUGAGUCCUGCAUCACUGGAGAGACGGGAGAUCCGGCAGCAUCUGGUUUCUCUAUGGGUGCAGGUUGUGGUCUUUUUUUUGGUGGCUGCACUCCUAUAUUUCAUUUAUGUAUCAAUGGAAGAGCCACUGGAGAAUCCUUUCAGCGUAUUGCUAAACGGCCCGAGCCACGAGCCAAGCAGUGAUGACCUUGCACUUGUCCCUAACUCUCAGGACACUCAAACUUGAUAGAGGGUUUAUUGUGCAUUGGACUUGCACAGAAUUUUAUAGUAAUAGUGAUGUUCUCUUGGUUCAAGUCAAAUACACUUGGAUGUAUAUGGUUUGAGCUGCUGAUCCUACUUGUGUAGGAUUUUACCUUGUUUGAAGUAGAUGAAUAAAAUUAACCGUUGAAGUCUUGGUUGCCACAGGGACCCACAGGAGUACUGUAUGCAAAUGUGUUUUUAUUCCAUUGUGUCAUGUUCUUGAAUAAAUAAAUAAUUGGUUGACUA